GUUGGGUGUGCCUGUUCGGUUUUAUUUUGGUCCGGAUAGUAAACUGCUCCCUUACAUCUCCUUAAAUAUAAAGUAAGGAAAAAGAAAAAACUCAGUUCGGGUAACCAAGUUCAACAAGUAAUCCUUGGGGCCGCUGUGGUAUCGCCAAAAUCUACAUAGUAUCUCUUAUUAAAAUGUUUUGACGAAAAUGUAACAAUUACGGUACUUAAUGGUAACAAUGUGGCUGAGGAAGCAAUAGUUAACAAAGAGGAGUAAGCCAGGUAAUAAACCAGAUUUCUAUUGGUCACAAAUUUGAAGUUGAGACCUGUUAUCCAAUUACCAAGUACUUCCGCAUACAUCAUAGGCAUUUGAAGAUUUCAACCAAUCAGGAGCAUGUUCCUUCUAUAAAAGGAACCCAGAACCUAACCUCUGCAUUUCCUAUUUCUUUGUAGAAAUGGCUCGUACUAAGCAGACCGCUCGCAAGUCCACUGGCGGCAAGGCCCCGCGCAAGCAGCUGGCCACCAAGGCCGCCCGCAAGAGCGCCCCGGCCACCGGCGGCGUGAAGAAACCUCACCGCUACCGUCCCGGCACCGUGGCGCUGCGCGAGAUCCGGCGCUACCAGAAGUCGACCGAGCUGCUGAUCCGCAAGCUGCCGUUCCAGCGCCUGGUGCGCGAGAUCGCGCAGGACUUCAAGACCGACCUGCGCUUCCAGAGCUCGGCCGUCAUGGCUCUGCAGGAGGCGAGCGAGGCCUACCUUGUGGGUCUGUUUGAGGACACCAACCUGUGCGCCAUCCACGCCAAGCGUGUCACCAUCAUGCCCAAGGACAUCCAGCUGGCCCGCCGUAUCCGCGGCGAGCGGGCUUAAUAGGCACGCUUUCUACACUGGCACGUAAACCAAAACGGCUCUUUUAAGAGCCACCUCCA
Mus musculus (house mouse) is the source of this 903-nucleotide messenger RNA. It is a transcript of the gene H3c7, whose product is annotated as H3 clustered histone 7. The transcript has a single exon. Bases 434 to 844 code for a protein of 136 amino acids. The record is from RefSeq and is marked reviewed. Lineage: Eukaryota; Metazoa; Chordata; Mammalia; Rodentia; Muridae.